ACACUUUAUAAAAGUCAUACAAAAUACAAAUUUGAGGAACAAUCAAAACAAAAAAAGACGCUAUACAAAUAGUUCACCACCGCCGCAAACCGUCGUAAUCCGUCGAUUUCAGUAUCACUAAAAUCCACACAAAAUUUUAACCUAGAAUCGGAAAACAUGUCUGAGAAAUUUUCGGCAACACUAAGAAUAGGCGACCUAAAUGACUAUAUCGCCCCAUCUCAAGGCUGCGUUGUUUCCAUGAAAUCUGGUUCCUCUCGACUCGUUGAUAAUAAUAAUAAUCAACAACCAAUCAAGAAGCAGAUAAAAACAGCACCGUUUGCAGAACCACUUCAAGCAGAUCCAGUAAAAAUAUCGCUCAAAGAUUGCUUAGCAUGCAGUGGGUGCAUUACUUCUGCGGAGACUGUUAUGCUAGAGAAGCAAAGCUUGGAUGAGUUUCUUUCAAAUAUAAACAAGGGAAAAACUGUUAUUGUUUCCCUUUCACCACAAUCUAGGACCUCUAUUGCUGUGCAUUACGGUCUUUCUCCGGUUCAGGUUUUCAGGAAACUAACUACAUUGUUCAAGUCUUUGGGAGUCAAAGCCGUAUUUGAUACCAGCUGUAGUAGAGACUUGUCUCUGAUAGAAUCUUGCAACGAAUUUGUAUCACGUUAUAAACAAAGCCAUGUGCAUGACAUGAAGGAGUCUACAUCCUAUCUACCCAUGAUAUCGUCUGCAUGUCCAGGUUGGAUAUGCUAUGCUGAAAAAACACUUGGUUCGUAUGUUCUUCCAUAUAUAUCCUCGGUCAAGAGCCCCCAACAAUCCAUUGGAGCUAUCAUCAAGCACCAUUUAUGCCAAAAAUUAGGCCUUCGGCCAUGUGAUAUAUAUCAUGUGACGGUUAUGCCCUGUUAUGACAAAAAGCUUGAGGCUUCCAGGGAUGAUUUUGUUUUUCACGACCAAUCGGAUCAAAUGACUACAGAGGUAGAUUCUGUGUUGACGACAGGAGAAGUGUUGGAUUUAAUACAGUUAAAAGCAGUAGAUUUCAGCAAUUUGGAUGAGUCCCCUCUUGAUAAAUUAUUAUCCAAUGUUAGCGAAGAAGGGCAUCUUUAUGGAGUGAGAGGAAGCUCAGGAGGAUACGCAGAUACAAUAUUCCGUCAUGCUGCCAAGGCACUAUUUGGUCAUGAUAUCAAAGGGCCUUUGAACUUUAGGACUGUACGGAACUCUGACUUCCAGGAAGUGACAUUAGAAGUAGAAGGUAAAACAGUGUUGAAGUUUGCACUAUGUUAUGGUUUCCGGAACUUGCAAAAUGUAGUGAGGAAAAUCAAAAUUGGAAAAUCUGACUACCAUUAUUUAGAGAUCAUGGCUUGCCCUGCAGGAUGCUUAAAUGGAGGUGGCCAAUUAAAGCCAAAACCAGGACAAUCUGGCAAAGACUUGAUUCAAGCAUUAGAAACGACCUAUAUGGAAAAUGUAUUGGUAGCUGAUCCUUUUGAAAACCCCAUUGUGAGGAGCUUAUAUGACGAGUGGCUAGAACAUCCUGGUUCUGAGAAGGCAAAGCAACACAUACACACAGAAUACCACCCAGUUGUAAAAAGUAUAACAUCUCAGUUGCAUAAUUGGUGAUAAAUGAGUUUCAUCUUUUGCUUUCGACACCCCUCCUUGUUGGCGACUUCCGUUAUGUUCUUGGACAACACGUGCUAACUUGCAUGGCCUAGAGCUCAGGUUAUUCACUGUCGAGGUUCAGAGUUUUGGUAAACCGCAGUUUUUGAUGGUUGCAGUGGAUUUAUUAUCUGUUCAAUACGCUGCAAGUGAAUCAAAAUCUAACUAAGCGAACCGAAAGGGGGGAUGUAGACUGAUAUUUUGAUGACUUUGGAAGAUGAUAGAUUAAGCUAUACGGUGUUGAUAGAAAAAGUGUAUACUUCCUCUAAUGUAUACAACUAAACAUGUUAUGAUGUCAACUUUAUACACCCACAGAAUUAUUGAUAUAUUAGUAAUUUUACUUUAUUAUAGUUA
This is a messenger RNA of Erigeron canadensis, 1983 nucleotides long. RefSeq names its product protein NAR1. Gene Ontology annotation, molecular function: 4 iron, 4 sulfur cluster binding. Gene Ontology annotation, cellular component: cytosol. Bases 157 to 1593 code for a protein of 478 amino acids. The record is from RefSeq and is a predicted model, not a curated record. Lineage: Eukaryota; Viridiplantae; Streptophyta; Magnoliopsida; Asterales; Asteraceae. The transcript is spliced from 11 exons.